AUGUCGAGUUUGGGGUCUGUGCAAUCACUGAAGAAAGAUGGUCUGAAGAUCCAUGGAGUAUCUAUCAAAAGAAGCAGUUUUAUAAAAGAAAAACUAAUUGAGUCUUUCCAUCCAAUAUGGUUUGUUUCACCCAUGGGAACAGGGAUAUCGAGCUGUGUCUUGUAUCGAUUUCCCUUUGAAUCUGAGGUAUUGCAAGUAUGUUCGUAUAUCAUGUUCUCGGUCUGUCUUUUCCUAUUCAUCCAAAAUACAAUACUUUUCAUUCUCCAAAUGAUAUUUUACCCCAAUAAAAGGUAUCCCACGUUAUUUGAUAUUUCCAGAGCGUGCUUCUUGGGAUGCUAUCCAAUGGGUCUUUCUUCUAUAGUGAACAUGACUUAUUUGCUUACAGUGAAUAACAAUUCUAAAUGGAGCUGGACUCUUGUUUAUGUUUUAUGGUGGAUUUCUGGUUUUCUCUCAUUGGCAACUGCCUGGUUUGUGACGUUUUGUAUUCAAUGGAAAGAAAAGAUUUACAAUGAAAAUUUGCAUGCAACAUUGCUAUUGCCUGUCGUUUCCUUAACUGUUUCGGGUGCUUCUGGUGCCUUGAUUACAAACAAGUUGCCAAUAGUUUUGCAACCCGUUAAUUUGAUAAUAUGUUAUCUUUUGUGGGCAAAUGCUAUACUUUUAGCUUUUUUAAUCAUAGCAGUUCAUUUUUGGAAAUUAUAUGUUCAUAAGAUUCCUAAAUCCGAUCUAAGGUUUUCAAGUUUUCUACCAAUUGGAUUGUUUGGUCAAGGUGCUUAUGGUAUUAUGUUAUUAGGAAAUAACACAUAUAAUUAUAUCAAAAGCAAUAAUUUUGAUUAUCUAUUAAAUGAUUUCUCAACUAUUAAUAUAGUGAGUGAAAUUUUUCUAUAUUUUGGAUUGAUUAGCUCAUUGUUUUUGAUUUCAAAUGGUAUUUGCUUUACAAUCUUGGCCUCUUUUACUUGCCUAAGCAAUGGGAAAUGCAAGUUUAGUAGAACUUGGUGGGCUAUGACUUUCCCUUUGGGUACAAUGUCAUUAGCAACGACUGAAAUAUACAGAGUGUUUGAAUGGACCAGUUUUAGAUGGAUUGGAACUAUCUAUGGUUCUGCAUUGAUUAUCAUCACUAUAAUUUGUUUAAUUGGUUCUAUUAUUUGGGAAUUCCCUCAUGAAAUUUAUCUAAACCCUCAUAAUGAUUUAAUGGAUAACUUGGAAAAUCAAAACAGUUUAUCUUCUUCAAUUGUAUGA
Ascoidea rubescens DSM 1968 is the source of this 1236-nucleotide messenger RNA. RefSeq names its product Ssu1p (gene SSU1). The record is from RefSeq and is a predicted model, not a curated record. The coding region runs from base 1 to 1236 and encodes 411 amino acids. The transcript has a single exon. Gene Ontology annotation, molecular function: sulfite transmembrane transporter activity. Gene Ontology annotation, biological process: sulfite transmembrane transport; transmembrane transport. NCBI's taxonomy places the organism in Eukaryota, Fungi, Ascomycota, Saccharomycetes, Ascoideales, Ascoideaceae. Gene Ontology annotation, cellular component: plasma membrane.